GUUCCCGACCCACACUCCCAUCUCUCUUCUCGCAUCCCCGCCGCCAAACAAGCGAUCUCUUGCCCUCAAGUUUCCGACAGAUCAGGAAAUCAAAAUUAGCUUUUGCAGAUUGUGGUUUUGGCUUGUUAUAAGCUAGUCAAAGUGAAUACAGAAAAAGAAAGAGGAUGAAAUCAGUUGUGGGCGUUGUUGUAUCAAAUAAAAUGCAGAAAUCAGUGGUAGUGGCAGUGGACAGGCUCUUCCACAACAAGCUUUACAACCGCUAUGUUAAGCGCACCUCCAAGUUCAUGGCUCAUGAUGAAAAAGAUCAAUGCAACAUUGGUGACAGGGUUAAAUUAGACCCUUCUAGGCCAUUGAGCAAGCGUAAGCAUUGGGUUGUUGCUGAAAUUCUCAAGAAAGCUAGAAUCUAUAUGCCUCCAUCGGUGGAUACAGUUGCAAAUGCAAGUACCAAGAAUGAAGCCCCGCUUUCUUCAACCUCUUAAAGGUUCUGCUCUACUUCAUUGUACUUGGUUGUAAAAAUAAAGUUUAUGAUUUACAUCGAGAAGAUCCCUUUACUGUAUUUGUUUUGCUUAUGAGCAAUGAUUUUGUUAAUGAAGGUUGGUAUUUGUGGAAACAUUUCUGUUCCAUUGCGUUGCAUCGUUAUAUAGUUUUAAAAUAUCAGGGCAGUCAUUUUGACUGAUGUUUGAGAGCUGUUAGCAAAUAUAAUGUUCCUAUUGC
This is a messenger RNA of Hibiscus syriacus, 714 nucleotides long. RefSeq names its product 30S ribosomal protein S17-like. Lineage: Eukaryota; Viridiplantae; Streptophyta; Magnoliopsida; Malvales; Malvaceae. The transcript is spliced from 3 exons. The coding region runs from base 165 to 479 and encodes 104 amino acids. Gene Ontology annotation, biological process: translation. Gene Ontology annotation, molecular function: structural constituent of ribosome. The record is from RefSeq and is a predicted model, not a curated record. Gene Ontology annotation, cellular component: ribosome.